CCUGCAGCGGCACCACGGGUGGCAGGGGGGACUUGGGGGCGCAGAAGGAGACUUUUGGGGGGAAGAUCGCAGAGACAUCCCGCACCCAGACCCCCACUCACCCCGUGCCUUCGGGAAAAUCCCUCCGCGGCCGGCCUGGGGUCCAAUCACCCGGCCCCACGCCCCGCCGGGCAGCCCCCUGCAGCCGCGCCCGGCCGGCAGGGGUGGGGCGGCGGGGACCAGGCACGUGGCUCGGGGUCCGGGCGGAGCGCCCCCCCCCGCCCCGUCCCCCAGCGGCGGCCAGUCCCCGCGGUGUCCGCGGCCGCGGGGACAGAGGGAGGGCGGGGCGGCGCGGGCGGGCGGCGCCGGGGAGGGGGUCGCGCGGGGGCGGGCCGCGGGCCGGGCGGGGGUCGGCGGGCUUCCGGGCGGCGGCGGCGGCGGGCGCGGCGCGAUGUGCGAGCGGGCGGCGCGCCUGUGCAGGGCCGGCGCGCACAGGCUGCUCCGGGAGCCGCCGCCGCAGGGCCGGGCGCUGGGCGGGCUGCUGCGCUGGGUGGGCGCCAGGAUGGGCGAGCCCCGGGCGCCGCUGGCCCCCGACGCCCCCGCCGCGGACCCCGGCCCCAACCCCGCCACGCCGCGCGGGGGCACCGCCGUCAUCCUGGACAUUUUCCGCCGUGCGGACAAGAAUGAUGAUGGGAAGCUGUCCUUGGAGGAAUUCCAGCUCUUCUUUGCAGAUGGUGUCCUCAACGAGAAGGAACUGGAGGGUCUCUUUCACACGAUUGAUUCUGACAACACCAACCAUGUGGACACCAAGGAGUUGUGUGAUUACUUCGUGGACCACAUGGGGGACUAUGAGGACGUCUUGGCCUCCCUGGAGACCCUGAAUCACUCUGUCCUGAAGGCCAUGGGCUACACCAAGAAGGUAUACGAGGGAGGGAGCAACGUGGACCAGUUUGUGACCCGUUUCCUUCUGAAGGAGACGGCCAACCAGAUCCAGUCUCUGCUGAGCUCCGUGGAGAGUGCGGUGGAGGCCAUCGAGGAGCAGACCAGCCAGAUCCGACAGAACCACAGCAAAACAAGCCACGGCGAGGCGGAAACCUGGUACAGAAGCCCUGCUCCCCCCUAUUCCCCCAACCACAAGCUAAUGGCCACAGAACAAGGAAAGAGCCUUCCAUCUGCCACAGAGGACGCAAAGGAGGAGGGCCUGGAAGCCCAGAUCAGCCGGCUGGCAGAACUGAUUGGAAGGCUGGAGAACAAGGCACUGUGGUUUGACCUGCAGCAGCGCCUCUCCGAUGAAGAAGGCACCAACAUGCAUCUCCAGCUGGUCCGCCAGGAGAUGGCCGUGUGCCCUGAUCAGCUGAGCGAGUUUCUGGACUCUCUGCGCCAGUACCUGCGAGGCACCGCCGGAGUGAGGAGCUGCUUCCACAUUGCUGCCGUGAGGCUCUCUGAUGGCUUCACCUUCGUCGUCUACGAGUUCUGGGAGACAGAGGAGGAGUGGAAGAGGCACCUGCAGAGCCCUGUGUGUAAGGCAUUCCGGCACGUCAAGGUGGACACGCUGAGCCAGCCUGAGGCCCUCUCCAGGAUCUCCGUGCCAGCUGCCUGGUGCACAGUGGGCCGAGACUGACCACCUCCCUGAGGCCUGCGGCUGGGCCCGCCAUCUCUUGUGAAGGACAGCCCCUUUUCUAGAAACUUUGGUACACAAGCCUUCUUUUCACUGUACUUCUCAACACAAACCUACGUCCCUGCUGUUUGAAAUGCAGGAACCUCCCCACCCCAGACAGUGGCCACCUCUACCCCGCCCGCCUCAUAUUCUAACGGUAAAGGCCACCUCUCUUCUCCCCUUGCUGGUGUUUCUCUAUCUGGUAGGAGCCGUGCCCCUGUAGUGCCCAACCUAAGUGAUCCUGUACGCAGGCAGUAAAACCCAUAGUAACCAGCUCCACGCUAGGCAGCCGUUGGGCAGGGGUGCCAAAUAAACUCUGGUUGGGAACA
Molecule: messenger RNA, 1965 nt
Organism: Nycticebus coucang (slow loris)
Lineage: Eukaryota; Metazoa; Chordata; Mammalia; Primates; Lorisidae
Gene: NECAB2
Product: N-terminal EF-hand calcium binding protein 2
Exons: 13
Coding region: 431-1600 (389 amino acids)
Biological process (GO): regulation of amyloid precursor protein biosynthetic process
Cellular component (GO): cytoplasm
Molecular function (GO): calcium ion binding
Source: RefSeq, a predicted model, not a curated record